Messenger RNA from Cinara cedri, 5074 nucleotides. NCBI's taxonomy places the organism in Eukaryota, Metazoa, Arthropoda, Insecta, Hemiptera, Aphididae. The record is from the annotation of a GenBank genome assembly.
AACCUGUAUACAUUUAAUCGUGAAUGAGUCUGUAUCAACACAACCGUUAUCACUUUUUUGUCUUGAUGUUUUAUCCGAUGUAUACACAUUCAAAUAGAAAAUCACAGUUGCGGGUUAUUCAAUAUUCAUAUUUUAGAUUUCAAUUUUAUUCCUAUUUAUUCAACAAAAAUGAUGGAGGUGGAUGAAGAAACGUUUGAAACUAGUAAGUUUAUACUACUAUACACUAUCUACCAUGUCAAAUAUUUAUCAUAACUUUUAACUAAUAAUAUUAGGUAGUAUUAUUAAUGGAAUAUCUAAAAACGACUUCAGUAAAAGACUCAUUGCUAGUGAGUUAUUUAAGAGCUAGUCUUAUCAUUAAAAAAAUGUUAACAGAUAAAUAAAAAAAAAGUACAUAUAGUAAAAAAAACAAUUAAGCCAUUAUCAGUACUUUAAUCCAUAUUUUGAAUAUCUGGAAUCCAAAAAUAAUAUAAUAAUGGUAAUCCAUCUAUACAUAUAAUCUGGAUUUUUUUGAUUUUUCACAUAUUUAAUUAUUUUAUUCUAAAAAUUAUUGGCCAAGUACAAUACAAAAUAUAAUAAUUGUUAGCAUAAAAUAAUGAAAUAUGUGAAAAAUCAAAAAAAUCCAGACAGAAUCAAAAUCCACCCAAUGUAUUGUUAUCAUAUUCAAUCUACAAGGUUUAAAAAAAAGUUAUUAAAAUGCAAAAAUUAUUCUCUAGUUUAUAUUCUUUUAAUCAUCCAUGUAUUUAUAUUAUUUACUGAAAAUAUUAAUUUAUUGGGUACCUAAUACCAGUAUAAGUAUUUAACUUCCUGGACCUUGUAAAAUAUAAUUUCAGCUCUUAUUGUUCUACAUAAGAAAAAAUGAAAUCAUUUUCAAACCAAUCAAUAAAUAUUUGAAUAUAUGAAUUGUCUCCAUUUACAUUAUUUAUAAAUGUUCCAAUUUCAGGUGAAGAACAUCAAGUUUCAAAUAAAGAGGAACCAAAUGAAUGCUCUACAUCGUUCGGAAAUAUAUCUUGUAUAACUACAGGUUAGUUUUCAUUUUUGUUUAAAUUUGUUAAGCAAAUAAUGUUUACCUUACAAUUGAGAUUACUUAUGUUUUUUAAAUUAUGCUUAAUCUAAACUAUCUUUAAUUAUAAUUAUAAAUUCAUUUUUAAAGGUGAAGAAAAUAAUGAUUCUACACAUGAAACUGAUAAAUCUGUUCACAAAACUGAAACUAAUGAAUCUGAAAAAGAAAGUUAGUAUUUUUCUUUGUAUUAUAUUUACAAAUUGUAGUAAUAGUUCUAAAUUUGUUACUGUAUUGUAUAAAUAUUUGGUAUGAUAGAAAUUAACACACAACAAAUUAAUUCUGUUUAAGGUGUUUAAAAGUUAAGAAAUUAAUAUUUUAUGACAUGCUCUUGGUAACUUUUUGGUAUGUUAAACGACAAUAAAAAAUUUUUGACAUUUUAUCAUAAUUAUUACCUGUAUCAGUAUGUAAUCAUCAAAAUGAAAGAAAACAUUUUUCUAACCCCCCCCCUAAAAAAAAAAAGUAGUCAAGUUGCUCUUUAAGAUUAAUUACAAAAAUUACCAAAUAAAAAUAAUAUAUUGUAUAAAAAUAUUAGUCACAUCAAAAUAAAAAAAGUUAUAGAGAAUCUACAAAUACAGAUGUACUCAGGAAAAAUCACAGAAACCAGUGAUAUCAAUCCUACUGCUCUUUGAUGCUUCAUUAAUGCACAAUUCAAACAGUACUAGAAAAUGUUGAAUAAACUUUAGUAUUAUAAUAUAGGUUUGAUUAUAAAUAUAAUGGCUAUCAUAUUAUAUGCAAUCUACUGGCAAUAUUGUGGCUGCAGUAUUCAGUCUUCCGUUUUACCGCUUUAUUGUUAUACAAUAGUAUAUAGUUACUAUAAUGGUAAAACGGUUGACCGAAUACUGUAAUAUAGUGGUAUUUAGUACUUAUAGAAAUUAUACAUAUAUUUGUGUCAUUGUCCCGAUUGUUUCAAAGUUUUGUUAAAUAUAAAGUUUAAUAGCAAGGCACCUUUAUGAUAAAGACUAUUACAUGGAAAAACUAUUUAUUGGUGAAAAAAAGCAAUAGUUGUGUAUAUAUAUAUAUAUAUAUAAUAAAAUACUAUAGUGGCUUUUAUUUUGUAUAUAAAAUCUAAUAAAUUAUGGACUAUUUUAAAUGAUAUAAAAAAGGUUUUUAAUGUCAAUUAAUUCUUGAAGUUGUUAUAAGUAAGUUGUAUAUUACUGAAAGUAAAGAUUUACAUUUUACAGAUUAUACUGAGUAUAGCAUGUUGACAGGUUUACUAGUCUAAGGUUAGUUACUUAAGUUACUAAGUCAGGUUUACUAACAGGACAUUUUUGUUUAAAUUGUAUAAAACAAUGACUACAACAUAAAUCUAAACUAUAGUAAAAAUAUUCUUUGUAUUUUUCUAAGUAUGUUUGGGUCUAUUUUAAAUGUUGAAUAAUAUUAUCUCUUCUUUUUUUGCUUUGUAUUAUAGUCUCAAUGUAUGGGUCAAUUGAAGAUUACACCUAUGAUCCAACUGCUCUUAUAGAAGUAUCUGAUUUACUUGGUAAUUAUAUUAUGAAAUUAACAGCUAUAAUAUGUACGUAUAUACUUAUAAAAAAAUAAUACAUAUUUUCAUUAUUUUAGACCUUGUUGGUAAAAAUUGGUCACUUUUCCGUGUGUCUCCAUUGUGGAAUUUGGAUUUUAGUCAAAAAUAUUUAAAUUUGUUAUCCAAAGAGUUGAAAAAAUGUUUAAUAAAGAAUACUCAGGGCACAAAAACAAAAAAUCGCCAAAAAAAACCAAUUGAGGAUAUCUCUGUAAAAAUUGAACAACAAGAUGCACAUCAUGAAUGUGUGGCAUUAAAAGUAAUCGAUUAUAACUAUAGUUUAGUCUACAGUAGUUUGAAAAAAAAAAUAUGUAUAUUUUUAUUUUCUUUAUAAAUAUUAUAAAUUAUAAUAGUAUCAAAACAUUAUUUUAUAAAUGACUAUAUUAUUAUUUUUUAAAUCAUUUAUAUGUUAUCUUCAAUCUAUGCUAGGGUUAACAAUGAGUAAUAUUUUUAACUGUAUGUAAUUUAAAAGGACAGUGAAUGACUUAAAGGCGCUUCAGAUUAGAAACACCUGAAUAUUAAUGGUUAAAUUAAUAGAAGUAUGCAUCAAAGAUUGAGUAGGUCUCUAAGCCAUUUGCAUUUAAGGGGUCUUACUGGGUUUUCUGGAAGAUGGUUGGAAUGAAGUUGAGCGAUAAGGCUAUUGGGGUAAUGUUCUGUUUUGGAAUGAAGGUGUAUGUAGAAUGUAGCAGCAGCUUGAUUGAUAGUAGAAAAACAGCUAUGUAUACUAUGACUUUAUUACUAUUAUAUCACUAUUUAAAAAAACAAGAAUAUACUCACAUUUUGUACAAGUUAAAUAAAAAUAAUUUCUCUAACUUCUCAAAGAAUUAUUCAAUUUUUUAUGAUAUUAAUCCUAAGCUGAAUUUAUAAAGUAAAAAUUACUCAAUCAUAAUAUUGUAAACUUGUAAAACUGUAAACAGAUUUAAUAAACUUUAUCAUAUUUACGUAAUCAUAAAAUUAAAAACAAUGGUAAUACACAGGCAUUAUGUAAUUAAAACAAAUUUAAUAAAUAUGGAAUUAGCUGUACAAUAUUAUGUUGCUAAUUUUAUAAUGUCUAUUUUACUAUACUUAAUAAAAUACUAUUUAUAAUAUUUAGUAAAUAACAAAGGUUAAGUACAUUUUCAAUCAAUUUGUAGAUACUUGUUAUAAUUAAAUGUACAUUAUAUUUUUUCACAGAUUGAUGUUAUUAUUCAAGAAACUAAUGUUCAGCUUUACACGGGUUUUUUAUUAAAAUCACCAAAUUAUACUGAAAAAUAUAAUAAAAAUAAAUUAUCAGACAUGCCUCUUUUAAUGGUACAAGGAAAUCAACCAUGCAUUGUAGCUAUACACAAUUGGUUAUCUGAUCACUUUGACUGUGUUAUUCGUCCAUAUACAUUUGCCUUAUAUCAAUUUCUGUGGAUUAUUGCCAUUUCGAUGGGUGAUGUGGGAAAGUCAUACAACGAAACUGUUUUAUACCAUUAUCUCUAUAAAUAUGAAUUAACACAGGGUCAAAUGAAUGUUAAGUGUCAUGUUGAAUCUUCAUUCCUUCGAUCAGUUUUAGCCAGGUUCGUGAUAAAUUUUUACUUAAUACUUACUUAUUAUGAAUUGAAUAUAAUGUUUACUAAUUUAUUAAAAUAAAAAGUGGAUUCAAAUUUGUUUAACAUUGAUAAUAAUCACCAGAGGUACCUAUACAAAUUUAUUUUUAUUUAUAUUUUGCAAAUAAGCACUGUGUCUUUAAAAAUGAUAUCUUUAAAUUUAAAUUUUACUUUGAUUGUACCAAAAUUUAACUUCCAUGUGGUUUAAUUUUGCUAUCUUAAAUAAAAAACUUAUUUUUAUAAAUAAUAAGAUGUAUUGCACCUGUAACGUGAUAAUAUUAUAUUAUUGAUAAAAUAGAUGAAUACAUAAAUAUAUAUUUGUAUUUUUUGGAAUUAUUCCAUAAUAUUAUAUAUAUAUAUAUAAUUAUUAUUUUUAAAUGUGAGUGAUCAAUAAAAUAAAUUUGUAUUUGUUACAUUUUUAAACCUAUUUAUUAAUUUGGUAUCUGAAUGUAUAGACUUGCUUUGGAUGGUUUAUCUUCAGAAGCUACAUCAUUUCAUUAUUCAGAUUUAAUUAAAAUACAAUCAGAAAUUGAAGAUCAUUUGAAGACGAUUUGUGGAAUAAAUGUAUCAAAAUUAAAAUUAAAAGCCUUUGAAGCUCCGAAAAUUGCUUCAGUCAAACUUUCUGGAAAAGUGAGUUAGCCAUUUUGUAUUAAUAAGACAGAAUAUUUAUUUAAAUUUUUAUUUCAGAUAAACAUUAAAUCUUCUGUUCUAUUGGAUAUGAUAAUAAAAUACCUCAUGGAACUCGAAAACAAUAAUUAUGUAUUAUAAUUUAUAAAAUAAAUGACAUAUUGAGUAACUUAUUACUACUAUUAUAUUGUUUAUUUUUUUUUUUAAAUAAUAAAAUAUUUUGAUUUUAAGUUCAAAAAUAUAUACUGUUAUAAUGAUAUUUAUUAUUUAUUUACAAUUUGUAAAUAUUAAAGCUAC